Messenger RNA from Malus domestica (apple), 3578 nucleotides. NCBI's taxonomy places the organism in Eukaryota, Viridiplantae, Streptophyta, Magnoliopsida, Rosales, Rosaceae. The record is from RefSeq and is a predicted model, not a curated record.
CUCCAUGCCAUCAAUUUCUACUCGUCUCUCAGAAAGUGGAAAAUGACCAUGGAAUUCAAAGUGAAGGCACUGGUUUCGGUUAUAUAUGUGCUCUCCUUCCUGAGCUAUGGCGGCGCUGCAGCUACCGCUGUGACCAGCACCACCAAUUACUCUGCUGCACCUGGUGCUGCGACCAACACCGACCACCACUCCGAUGGCGGCGUCGCAUCUGGUUGGGAUCUUGCAUCCAACCUCCAACACCGAGCACGUACCGCUUUCUGUAUGUGCGACACGACUUGUGGCUCUGUUUCGGCUGGUGCUGCGACCAACACCACCGAUUACUCUGUUGGCGGCGGCGGCAGAUCUGGUUCGGAUCUCUCGUCCAACCUCCGACUCCGAGCAUGGGCCAGCGACUCGACUCUUGGUAUGUAUUCUGAUCAUCUUCUAAAUUAUCUUGUUUUGUUCCUCGUCCUGUUUUAAUUAUCUUGUUUGUUAAUUUGGCUGGUUAGAAAAUUAUCGUGCUUGGAUCCUUUUGUUUUAGUUAUCUUGUUUGUUAAUUUGGCUGCUAAGAAAAUUAUCCUGUUUGGUUCCUUGUUCGGUUUUCAUUAUCUUGUUUGUUUGGCUGCUAAGAAAAUUGUCCUGUUUGGCUGGCAAGAAACAGAUAUAUGUGGAUUGGAUGUUGAGUGGAUGACUGAUCGAAUGAAUAUUCACUGCCUAUCAAUUGCUAAUUUUUCAUUUUUAUCAAGGAACGACAAUGAACUAGUUUUUAUACACGUCCAAGUACUAAAUUGCAAUAAUUCUUAAAUUAUACGAGUUAUUGCUACACAAGCGAUAUUAAAAGAAAAAAAUCCAAAUGCUCGUAACCACUUUCGUUGCAAGUUUUUUUUUGGCUAAAUAAUUUAGACAAAAUGUAAUCAGGAAGUAAGUAUGCAGUUUCUUGAAUCCGAAUGAUAUUUAUAUAUACCCUCCUCCUUUUAUCUGAAAAAUAUUAUGACUGGCCCACGGGCCACGUGCUCUCCCUCCUCCUUGCUUCUGUCGAAUUAGUAUAUAUAUCUCUACAGUACAUAGUGCAUUUCAGAGCAUAUCAUGUCAUAAGUGUCAUUUUCCGAUUUCAAGAAGAUUUCAAGAAACGGCGGAGGCCAAGAAUCCGAACGCUCUCGCACACAUGGAAUCGUCGUUCCAACCGUGGCUCAUUCUCAAUUCGAUCCGAUCAAUCCAACAUUGGAGACGCAGUUUGAUGGUGGAUGAUGGAAGAUACGAAUCAGAAAAAUUGGAAGUUGCCUUCUCGGGCAUGGUUUCAGUGGACAAAGCCCUUCUUAAUGUCCUGACGAGCCUGAUAUCCAAUGAAGUCAAGAAACGAAAAGGAAGCCUGAAGGUGGGGGUCAGCGGAGAUUUAAGUUCGGAGGACGAUCUUGAAACCUUGUCAGCAAUUAUCAGUGCUCUUGAGCAAGCUCUUCCACCGCCGCCGCUGCUCCCGCUCUCACGCCCAUGGAAUCGUCGUCGUUCCAACCAAGACGCAUUCUAAAUUCAAUCCGGUCCAUCCAACAGUGCCGGCGGAGAAGGAUGAUGGAAGAUACGAAUCAGAAGAAUUGAAACCUGCCUUAUUGGCCAUGAUUUCUGCCUUCUCAGACAUGGUUUCAGUGGAAAAAGCCCUUCUCAAUGUCCUGAGGCGCCUGAUAUCCGACGAAGUCAAAAGAAGAGGAAGUUUGGAGGUAGGGGUCAACGGAGACAUAAAUUCGGAUGAGGAUCUUGAAAUGAUGUCAGCUAUUAUCAGUGUUCUUGAGCACCAGAAGCAGCAGCAGGAGGGAACUCUUCCUCCGCCGUAGCUACCACCGCGGCUCCUCCCGCUCCUGCUUCUGUCACGCCAAUUACGAAUUGGAUUUCACAAAAGAGGAUGCUGAUUCUCAACAGUGGCACACGUGCCUUUGACAGAAUAUUGGAGGAUCUGGUUUACAGAGCAGUUUCACGGGUUAUUGAAGGUUUUUUUUUCAAAUGAACGCAACCAAUUGAUGGUGAUGUUACGGCAAAAAGGAAUUAGGUGAUCCUUUUUUCUGAUAUUGUUUUUUUGUAAAAAUGUCUUUUUUCUGAUUGUUGUUGAUGAAUUGAGGGUUUAGAAAAUUUGUACAAAUAUAAAAUUUGUAAUGGAAACUAUUCAUUUCUCAUUUCGGGCUUAAAUACGUAUCGACUAUGAACAUGAAAUUGGCCGGAAAAGUUACACCAAACCUGAUCUAGUAAUCCAGCCAAAAGUUUGGGCCAUGUAUCAGGCCCAACCAGCCUUAACCGGAUCUAGCCCAGCCCAGUAACCAACCCAAAUCAUUAACCUUAACCCAAGCCCAGACUCGGAUCCCAUCCCAGUUCCAAUGUCCCUGAGUGGGUCGGCAAGUGGGUGCGCGUCAUAGACGGCGCGUGGAGUACACACGCAUCUGCCUGAAGUAGCUUUCUCCCCGUCUACGGCGGGGCCGGCCUAUUUUCUGGCCAAUUUCAUGUUCAUCGUCGAUACGUAUUUAAACCCGAAAGGAGAAAUGAAUAGUUGCCAUUACAAAUUUUAUAUUUGUAUAAUUUUUCUAAACCCUCAAUUCAUCAACAACAAUAAGAAAAAAGGCAUUUUUACAAAAAACAAUAUCAGAAAAAAGAUCACCUAAUUCCUUUUCGUUGUAGCAUCACCAUCAAUUGGCCGCGUUCAUUUGAAAAAAAAAACCUUCAAUGACCCGCGAAACUACUAUGUAAACUAGAUCUUCCAAUAUUCUGUCCAAGGCACAUGUGCCACUGUUGAGAAUCAGCAUCCUCCUUUGUGAAAUCCAGUUCGUAAUCGGCGCGACAGGAGCAGGAGCGGGAGGAGUGGCGGCGGUAGCUGCGGCGGAGGAAGAGGUUCCUUCCUGCUGCUGGUGCUCAAGAGCGCUGAUAAUAGCUGACAUCAUUUUAAGAUCCUCCUCCAAAUUUAUGUCUCCGUUGACCCCCACCUCCAGACUUCCUAUUCUUUUGACUUCGUCAGAUAUCAGGCACCUCAGGACAUUGAGAAUGGCUUUUUCCACUAAAACCAUGUCCGAGAAGGUAGAAAUCAUGGCCAAGAAGACAGGUUUCAAUUAUUCUGAUUCGUAUCUUCCAUCAUCCUUCUCCGCCAUCAAUCUCCGCCGACACUAUUGGAUGGACCGGAUCGAAUUUAGAAUGCGUCUUGGUUGGAAUGACGACGAUUCCAUGUGUGCGAGAGCGGGAGCGGUGGAAGAGCUUGGCUCAAGAGCACUGAUAAUUGCUGACAAGGUUUCAAGAUCGUCCUCCGAACUUAAAUCUCCGCUGACCCCCACUUUCAGGCUUCCUUUUCAUUUCUUGACUUCGUCGGAUAUUAGGCUCGUCAGGACAUUGAGAAGGGCUUUGUCCAUUGAAACCAUGCCCGAGAAGGCAGGUUCCAAUUCUUUUGAUUUGUAUCUUCCAUCAUCCACCAUCAAACUGCGCCUCCAAUGUUGGAUUGACCGGAUCGAAUUGAGAAUGAGCCACGGUUGGAACGACGAUUCCAUGUGUGCGAGAGCGUUUGGAUUCUUGGCCUCUGCCGUUUCUUGAAAUCUUCUUGAAAUCGGAAGAUGACGACACUUAUGACAUGAUAC